AUGCGAAGCCUUUUACAAAAUCUUAUCAAUAUAUCAAUUUUAAUUAGAUUCUGUAUUGCACACUAUUGUUCUGAUAACUGGGAGCUCUUAUAUAAAGAGAAUGUGCCAGUUUGUUGGACGCUGUUGAAAACAGCGGAUUUCAAAGCUGAUCAUAAGACGAAUUCGAAAAUCUGCGAAUCACUUAUUGGUGGAGAAGCCGCAGUGGUUCGCAAUUCAGCUCAACGCGCCGUUCUUUCGGAUUUAGUAAAUCGUCUCCCUUAUCCAACGCUGACUUGCUACAAAUCUUCUCACACAGAAAAUUUGAAAUUUAAAAGCGUGGAUUAUGAAGAGGUCCCUGAAUAUUUGAGAAUUCUGAAUGAGAAUGGGACGGUGAAAUUGAGUCGGGGGAUUCAGAAGAAUGAUCGGAUAACGAUUAGUUUUUCAAUAAAAGGAAAAAAGCCUGAAAACGGUCGGGGACUCGAUUCAACACUUUAUGGAUUCAUCAAAAUCGGAAAUUCCACAAAUCACACCGUCACAAUGGACUGCUUCAUACCACACACGUCUCCGCAAUGUAAAAUCACAGGUCUGAAGGGCGAAAAAAAAGAAAUUAUCUUUGCAAGGAGCGAAAUGAAGUCACAAGUGACAGUGGAAUAUUUCGGAACCGCCACUUUUGACUUCCUUGACGAGAAGAUCAAGGUUUUUGAACGCUACAACGAUGAAAAAUCUUCAAUAUCCUCCACAGGCAAUCCGUAUAUCGGAAAUGACCUAAUUUCCGUAGAAAAUAUAGUCGUGAGCAAUGUGGAGCACUCGAAACAUUGCAUUGGGAUGACGGAUUACGGUUUUGAGACUAUAAAACUGGAACCGGAGGCAAUGCCAAAACUCCAUUUUAAUUCUGAAAAUAUUGAAGCGCCGAGAAGGUCUCUGGGGUCAAACUACACAUAUUUAGUUUCUGAUUCUUUUUGGGAUUAUUAUAAUGGUCUUGACCUAGUUUUUGAUAUUCGAAUGUCUCAAGACAAGAACGGUACUGAUUUUAAAUGGGUUGCUAUUGACUUCUGGAGUCACUAUUUAAAUGAAUCGAUUUUUCAACUCAAUCUGAACGAAGAUCUUCUCGCCUUGACCUAUAUUUAUGAAAAUGGAACAACAACAAUGGAGCCAUAUCAUCAGAUUACUAGCAAAAAAGUUGUUUUGCAUCGUCUUGUGGACUUUCGAUUUACAAUCUCAUCUGAUACGUCGAACUAUGUAAAAAUCGAGACUGUCAUCAAAAACACCAACAUCGCUGGUCAGAAAUUCCAGGCAAACCAUUCUAUGCCUAUUCGAAAUUUCGACGAGAUCCGGCUCCGUUCCGACGUUGGAAUCUUCUACGACGUCAAGAUGAAGUCAUUACGAGAUGUUGAAAUUGCUACGUGCAACUUUAGGAAUUUGGGAUUGGACAGGUUCCAGAAAUCGGUGCCACAUAGGUCGAAUUGCAUCACAAAGCGAAAUAUUUUGUGCCAGAGGAACAGCGAAAAUAUUAUCCAGGACGUCGAUAUUCCAGAUGAGCCUGUAGAGAAGUUUGUGUGGAAGGAAGAUGUUGACGCUCCAGUUACAACGAAGAAACCAGAAAAAGAAGAACUUGUAGAAGAGAAAGAGGAAGAAGAUGAGGAGAUCGAGAUUGAAAAUCUAGGCAAAAGGAUUUCAAUGGAGUAUCAUCGCGAUGACUUCCCUCUGCCACGUCAGUCGCUGCGAUUUUUGUUUUGA
Caenorhabditis briggsae is the source of this 1716-nucleotide messenger RNA. RefSeq names its product Protein CBR-CLEC-142 (gene Cbr-clec-142). Lineage: Eukaryota; Metazoa; Nematoda; Chromadorea; Rhabditida; Rhabditidae. The record is from RefSeq and is a predicted model, not a curated record. The coding region runs from base 1 to 1716 and encodes 571 amino acids. The transcript is spliced from 7 exons.